Molecule: messenger RNA, 1899 nt
Organism: Colletotrichum truncatum
Lineage: Eukaryota; Fungi; Ascomycota; Sordariomycetes; Glomerellales; Glomerellaceae
Product: DNA helicase
Molecular function (GO): helicase activity
Source: RefSeq, a predicted model, not a curated record
AUGGUACAUUAUCCCAGCGACGUGACAGCAAAGUUGGAGCUUGCAGCUGUAUCUGCUCUGGCUGCUUCUGCACCAAAUACGUCCAAGGGUGCUGCAUGGGCUUACGCUGCAAGAUUUGACAUUAGUCUGGAGACAGACCUUACUCAGCGCUUUCCUCAGCUGGAAGGUUUCGAUAUGGGCUUACCCUACAAACAACUCCAAAAUGCCAUGUCCAAGUGCCCAUCCAACAUGUUGGUGUAUUCAGGUGGUCCUGGUUCCGGCAAGACCACCUUCGCACUUAGCCUCGUCCGGUGCCUGGUCAAUGAUGACGACUUCAGAGCUGCUUGGACAGUACACAGCAACGAACUUUGCGAUGACGCGUGCGACAAACUUCACGAGAUUCUCAGAGGCACUGGCAAGAAGGUCUUCCGUGUCUACCCUAUAAAACGCAUGCUUGUAGCGCUCAAGGGUAAAUCGCGUAUUCAUGGCUCGAACCCUCUCCCGCAGAACCAGUUGUCGUCCUCUGCCGCAACUGCCGUCGCUAACCAUGUGCGCACCCUGGGAGCUGCUGAUGAAAAAGAUCAUCCGCUCACCCGUGCGGACUCGCUGGUUGUUUGCGCCAUGACGCUCGCUCAGGAUGACCAGGUUACCUUCAGUCGAUUUACUCGGCUGCGUGAACGUGCUUCCUUGAGCAAGGAGGAUGAAAAGACCCUGACUGAUAUUUGCUACGGACUCCUAUAUUUUGCACUGAAACAAGCCACAGUCAUUGUGGGCACUCCUGUUGCGUUGGGACAGAUCGCUCUCAAACGGAGCUCUGUUGGCAAGUGGCAACCUACAGCUAUCUUCGCCGACGACAUCGGUCGCAUGCCGGAAGCCCAAUUCUGGAUCCCUAUUGCCUUUCUCGAUGCGAAGUUCGUCGUAGCGACGGGCGACACUCGCUAUUUCAAGCCCAUGUCCAAGAGUUUCGACAACCACAACUGUGGACAGGAUGGCGCUAAAUGGCGUUCUACCUUUGGCCCCCAGCGGAUGAUGUCUUUCCUCCGACGCGUGGAGAAAGCUGGUGCUCUUGCUACGCACAUCUACACCAAUCGUCGCAAUAUUGGAGGGAUUGCAGAUUGGGCCAAGAAGAACAUCUACUCAGGAAACAUGAACAUCGCGCAUGGAAGCGGCUCUCUCGUUGACCUUUUCCGGAAUGAGUUCAACCGAAUUCUUCGCGCCAAGAGCAUCGUGAACUCUUUUAUCAUAGACAUCCGAGAAGGAGAAGAAAUUCGAAUGGGAACUAGCUAUACGAAUCAAGCGAACCGCAACUACACUUUUAGCCUUAUCUUCAAGAUGUUCAUCGCCGGGUUCCCUUCUACUCGUGACUUCUGUCAGCAGGGCACCGUCAUGGUCAUUGUUCCUUAUACCGCCCAGCUCUAUGAAUACAUCAAUGACUGGAAGGCUUACAACGUCAACGAUGCAAUGAGAUCUCGUGUCUUCUUCCGCACUGUAGAAGGUUCAAUGAGCGCCGAAGCAGACGUGGUCAUCUUCGACACUGUCCGCACUGUCCAGCUAGGCUUCGUUCCCAACGCGCAGCGAAUGGCGGUUGCUACCACUCGCGCACGUGGAUCAAUGGUUACUCUUCUUAGCACCAAGAACUGGGAAAAGGGAAAGGGCCGAGCAUCCAACACCUUCCGACAUAACCACAUGAUCAGCUAUUACAAUUACCAUGCCGACCGCCAAGCCGUUAUUGACACCUGUUUCCGCAAGAACGGAUGGAAAACAGUCUGUGGAAUCUGUGGCCUCCCUGACCAUGUCGACUCUGCUUGCACUUCAACCCGCAAUUGCAAAAAGUGCAAUGUGGUCCAUGCCGUACGCUUCUGCCCUCGAGGCUUCGAUGCUGUGGGCACGUACGAUCCUAACAGACGUUCCAAGCAGUAA